Messenger RNA from Pteronotus mesoamericanus, 3404 nucleotides. It is a transcript of the gene SLC16A6, whose product is annotated as solute carrier family 16 member 6. Bases 127 to 1701 code for a protein of 524 amino acids. Lineage: Eukaryota; Metazoa; Chordata; Mammalia; Chiroptera; Mormoopidae. The transcript is spliced from 6 exons. Gene Ontology annotation, cellular component: plasma membrane. Gene Ontology annotation, molecular function: monocarboxylic acid transmembrane transporter activity. The record is from RefSeq and is a predicted model, not a curated record. Gene Ontology annotation, biological process: transmembrane transport; monocarboxylic acid transport.
GGCCCACGCCCUAAGGAGUUAAACCUUUCUCAUGUUACCCAGCGGCUUAUAAGGAGGGGAGGCCAAGCCUACGCCUUAUUGGGAGCCUUUUGGGGUUUAUUCUCUGCCCUUCUAACUUGAUUAAGAAUGACCGAGAAGAAAUCACAGCUUUGUUCCAGAGCCAAUGUUUAUACUCAAGUGCCUGACGGAGGAUGGGGCUGGGCAGUAGCUGUGUCUUUUUUCUUUGUUGAAGUCUUUACCUAUGGUGUCAUCAAGUCAUUUGGUGUCUUCUUCACUGACUUAAUGGACAGUUUUGAGGAAUCUAAUAGCAGGAUCUCAUGGAUAAUAUCAAUAUGUGUGUUUACCUUAACCUUCACAGCGCCGCUCUCCACUGUCCUGAGCAAUCGUUUUGGACACCGCCUGGUGGUCAUGGCGGGAGGAGUGCUUGUUAGCACAGGCAUGGUGGUGGCCUCCUUUUCCCGCGAGGUUUACCACAUGUACAUCGCGAUUGGCAUCAUCUCCGGUUUGGGGUACUGCUUCAGUUUUCUCCCCACUGUCACCAUUCUAUCGCAGUAUUUUGACAAGAGACGCUCCGUGGUCACUGCAGUCGCUUCCACAGGAGAGUGUUUUGCUAUGUUUGCUUUUGCACCAGCAUUCACGGCUCUAAAGGAGAAUAUUGGCUGGAGAUACAGUCUCCUCCUCGUGGGUCUACUACAGUUAAACAUUGUCAUCUGCGGGGCACUGCUAAGGCCAAUUACAAUCAGAGGACCAGGGUCACCGAAAAUAACUGGACACGAAAAUCCAAAAGAAGUACAAUAUAUGCUUGAAAAUGAGAAAACACGCACCUCAAUAGAUUCCAUUGACUCAGGAGUAGAACUAACUACCUCACCUAAAAAUGUGCCUAGUCACGCUAACAUGGAACUGGAGCCAAAGGCCGAUGUUCAACAGCAGAUCCUGGAGAAGACCAGCUCCAAGCACAGUGAUAAUAAAGCCCCCUUAUUGGACUUCUCAAUCUUGAAAGAGAAAAGUUUCAUUUGUUACGCAUUAUUUGGUCUCUUUGCAACAUUGGGAUUCUUUGCACCUUCCUUAUACAUCAUUCCCUUGGGCAUUAGCCUGGACAUUGAAGAGGACCGCGCUGCUUUUCUGUUAUCUACAAUGGCUAUUGCUGAAGUUUUUGGAAGAAUUGGAGCUGGUUUGGUCCUAAACAGAGAGCCCAUUCGUAAGAUCUACAUUGAGCUCAUCUGCGUCGUCUUAUUGACUAUGUCUCUGUUUGCCUUUACUUUUGCUACUGAAUUCUGGGGUUUAAUGUCCUGCAGCAUAUUUUUUGGUGUUAUGAUUGGAACAGUAGCAGGUACCCACAUUCCACUGCUUGCUGAAGAUGAUGUUGUGGGAAUUGAGAAGAUGUCUUCUGCUGCUGGAGUCUAUGUCUUCCUUCAGAGCAUAGCAGCACUAGCUGGACCACCGCUUGCAGGCCUGUUGGUGGACCACAGCAAGAUAUACAGCAGAGCCUUCUACUCCUGUGCGGCUGGCAUGUCCUUGGCCGCUGUGUGCCUCGCGCUUGUAAGACCAUGUAAAAAGGGACUAUGCCAGCGUCAUCAUGCAGGUGAAGCAAAGGCAGAGAGUUAUCGUGGGAGAGCUUUACAAGACAUACCGGAAGACUUUCUUGAAAUGGACCUUGGGAAGAAUGAGCAUAAAGUUCCAGUGAAAAUGGAGCCCGUAUGACAGGCUUUCAUAUAUAUCAGCCACCCUGUUGGCUGGUUGGCGGGGGGCGGGGAACAGCGUCCUGGGGACACAGUGGUGUGGAGGAGCUAACCACUCUACCCACUUUCAAAACGACAUUUUAAAGGGAAUGUAUACAUGAACACCACUACCAACAUCCUUUUCUUUAUUUUUAAGUUUUUCUUUUUGCUUGUUCUUUAAGCCAAAACAAAAGCAACCAAACAUUCUUCCAUACGUGAAUCUGGCUAUAUUCCAUAGCAAUACAGAGAUAUAUAGAAGUACUGUGGUUCACAUUCCAAUUUUAAAAUAGUGACAUAAAUUGGCAAAGUGGUUUUAAGAGCUCUUACAUGUGAUAAAAACGGCUAUCUUGUAAAACAAUAUCUAGCCCAGGUCAUUGAAAUGAAAUUGGCCAUUCAAAAAAAAUCUUAAAUCAGUUUUAAAAUUUCUCAUUUUCAGAAAUAUGAACAAAUUGUUUAAAACCCUUUGAAAAAUACUGAGGUUUACAUUGAAAACUUACAGCUUCUUAAUAAUCCAAAUAUUCAAUGGAAAUGAAGUACACUUUAAGACCAAACAUUUGGCUAAUAAAUGGAAAUUUAUAUAUAUAUAUAAAUUUAUAUGUAUUAUAUAUAAAUUUAUAUGUAUUUUAUAUAUUAUAUAUAUAUAUAUAAACUUGAAACUCAUGAAUGUGAAGAUUCCCACUUCUUUUUUAUGGCCAGUCAUUACCAGAAGUAUUUCACACAGAAUAUACAAAAUAGCAUUCAAAAAUGCAUUUCCUGUUGCUUUUAAUUAUUCAGAAAUAUGUGAUUGUAGUGUCUUUAAUUUAAACCACUAUUUAUUAUUAAGUUAUUCUAGGAUGAUUAAAGUAAUCAAAAGAAGUAUAAUCUGGGACAUAAGCAGCAUUUUUACCUCCCUUCUGCAAUCCUUUAAAUGCCUCAAAGAAUACUACUCUUGUAAAGUUAGUCCAUAAAGGCCAAGUUGUUAUGGUUCUUCAAUUUGAUCAAAGGCAACACGUGCUAUUUAUAGGGAGAAAAUAAUGAAUAGCAAAUUGCCUUAGCAUUUUAAAAUAAUGUUUUAUCACCUAUGAAUACUUGAGGAUCUUCUUUGAUCAGAAUUAUAUUUCAUUGAAUUGUUGAAGCAUUUCUGAUUUAAAAAAAGAAAACAUCUAACUGCUGGAGCAUUUCUGUAUUUCACAUGGGGCAGCAGGGACAUUUAUUUUACCAUCAUGAGUUACAAGCUGCAAUUUACAUCUUAUAUAAACCUUGAUUGCUCUAAGUUGCCAGAGUUUCCAGGUUAACUGAUGGUUGUUUUUUUGGAGUUAUACUACACAUAUAAUAUUUCUCAUUUUAGCCAUUUUUUUUUUGUAGAGGGCAAAUGUGAGCAUAACAGGUGGGUUCCUUACUCCUACAUACUGAAUCUCACUACAGGUAAUGGCCAAUGCUUGCUGCUCCAUCCUUAUUCAUCUUUACUGUUAAUUUAUGACAACUCAGGGGGAAACAAUAUAACAAGCCUAGUUUGGUUACAGGUACACAAAGCUUGAAUAUUUCUCUGCACUGAAAUGAAAGUGGCAUAGUUCAUCACCACCUGCUAUAUUUUGUACAGCGUUUUAUCAGCCAUAGAAAUAGGACAAUCUGUAAACCUCUGGGGAGGGUGGGACAGGAAAUGACAAGGUGUCUAUCAAAAAAAGACACACCUAAAACAAGGUGGAU